GAAGAAAGAAGCUGAAAAAGUUAGGUGAAGAAUGUGUGAAUUACAGAUCCCCAUUUCUGAAGAAUAAUAGAAGAUUGUGUAAGGAUCUUAACAGGGAAGAAAAAAUAGUACUUGACUAUGCCUUUUCAAAAGAAGUUCUGAAUGAUUGUGUCUACCACGAUGACGGAGGUGUGUUUAUAACUCAUGAGGAGUUGCAAACCCUUGAAGAUCAAAGUGUAGACAACUCUAUUAUAGACGCAUGGGCAAGAAUUUUGAAUGACAGAGAAAAGUCAAACAAUACUACAAAGCGUGCAUUCAUAGCUUCAACCAUAGUCUAUGCACAGUUUAAUUAUACCUCUGGUGACUCAAUUGAAAACAUGGUUGAAAGAUUGGAAAAGGAAAUGAAUGAAGCAGGAGCAGAUGUUAAGCAUCUUG
Messenger RNA from Cuscuta epithymum, 414 nucleotides. NCBI's taxonomy places the organism in Eukaryota, Viridiplantae, Streptophyta, Magnoliopsida, Solanales, Convolvulaceae. The record is from the annotation of a GenBank genome assembly.